AAGGAAAAGGCCACAAGGAGAAGCUGGAGCUGGUCGCCUCCUUCGCCUUCUUCGGCAACGUCAUGUCCAUGGCCAGCGUGCAGCUGGCGGGAGCCAAGAGGGACGCGCUGCUGCUCAGCUUCAAGGAUGCCAAGCUCUCCGUGGUGGAGUACGACCCCGGCACCCACGACCUGAAAACGCUCUCCCUCCACUACUUCGAAGAGCCGGAGCUGAGGCUGGAGGGCUGGGUCCCCCAGAGCAGGGCGCAGGCUCGGCUGGGCCGGGAGCAAGCUGGCAGCGUGUCCUUCCCGCCCCGGGCAGGAAAGCGGCCGAGCCGACGGGUGGUGUGGUGGUUGGCCGCCCCGCAGAAGUCGAGUUUCCUGCCCAGCUACAUCAUCGACGUGCGGGAGCUGGACGAGAAGCUGCUCAACAUCAUCGACAUGCAGUUCCUGUACGGCUACUACGAGCCCACGCUCCUCAUCCUCUUCGAGCCCAACCAGACCUGGCCUGGGCGGGUGGCCGUGCGCCAGGACACCUGCAGCAUCGUGGCCAUCUCCCUGAACAUCAUGCAGAAGGUGCACCCCGUCAUCUGGUCCCUCAGCAACCUGCCCUUCGACUGCACGCAGGCGCUGGCCGUCCCCAAGCCCAUCGCUCGGCCAAGCCCGCCCGGCAUGUGCCCGGGCUGUGCUCAGCUCGCUGCUCUCUCUGCAGGCAUUCAGGACGGAGUGAAGGUCACGCUGGACUGCGCCCAGGCCACCUUCAUCUCCUAUGACAAGAUGGUGAUCUCGCUGAAAGGAGGAGAGAUAUACGUCCUGACCCUCAUAACGGAUGGCAUGAGGAGCGUCCGCUCUUUCCACUUUGACAAAGCGGCUGCCAGCGUUCUCACUACCUGCAUGGUCACGAUGGAGCCGGGGUACCUGUUCCUUGGCUCCCGCCUGGGGAACUCCCUGCUCCUCAAGUACACGGAGAAGCUGCAGGAGACACCGAUGAACGUCGUCAAGGACACUUCUGAGAAGCAAGAGGAGCCCCCGCUGAAGAAGAAGCGGUCGGAGUCAUCGGGGAACUGGGCUGGAGGAAAGUCAGCGCCGCAAGACGAGGUGGACGAGAUCGAGGUGUACGGCAGCGAGGCCCAGUCAGGAACCCAGCUCGCCACCUACUCCUUCGAGGUGUGCGACAGCAUCCUUAACAUCGGCCCUUGCGCCAACGCCGCCAUGGGGGAGCCCGCGUUCCUCUCGGAGGAGUUUCAGAACAGCCCGGAGCCAGACCUGGAGAUCGUGCUUUGCUCCGGGUACGGGAAGAACGGAGCUCUCUCCGUCCUGCAGAAAAGCAUCCGGCCCCAAGUGGUGACGACCUUCGAGCUCCCAGGCUGUUACGACAUGUGGACUGUGAUCUCACCCCAGAAAAAGGAGGAGCCGGAGGAAAAUGCCUCGGGGGAAAAUGCGGAAAAGGAGCCUGCGCCCCCCGAGCCUGAGGACGACAGCAAGAGGCACGGGUUCCUGAUCCUCAGCCGGGAGGACUCCACCAUGAUCCUGCAGACCGGUCAGGAGAUCAUGGAGCUGGACACGAGCGGCUUUGCCACGCAGGGACCCACGGUGUUUGCGGGCAACAUCGGAGAGAACCGGUACAUUGUCCAGGUGUCGCCCCUGGGCAUCCGGCUGCUGGAAGGAGUGAAUCAGCUGCACUUCAUCCCCGUGGACCUGGGCUCCCCGAUCGUGCACUGCGCCGUGGCGGACCCCUACGUGGUGAUCAUGAGUGCCGAGGGCCAGGUGACCAUGUUCGUGCUGAAGAGCGACACGUACGGGGGCAGGACGCACCGGCUCACCCUCCAGAAACCGCAGCUGCACCACCAAUCGAAGGUGAUCGCGCUGUGCGUGUACCGUGACGUCAGUGGGAUGUUCACCACGGAGAGCCGGGCGGCCAGCACCCGGGACGAGCUGUCCCUCCGGAGCCACUCGGAGGCAGAGACCGUCAUCCAGGACAUCAGCGACACAGUGGACGACGAGGAGGAGAUGCUGUACGGGGACUCUGGGCUGCUCUUCAGCCCUGCCAAGGAGGAGCCGCGCCGGAGCAGCCUCCCCUCGGCGGACAGAGACCCCCACCAGUACAAAGUGGAGCCCACGCACUGGUGUGUGCUGGUGCGGGAGAACGGUGCUAUGGAGAUCUACCAGCUGCCGGACUGGCGCCUGGUGUUCCUGGUGAAGAACUUCCCCAUGGGGCAGCGGGUGCUGGUCGACAGCUCCUUCGGGCAGCCCGCCGCCCAGGGCGACGCCAAGAAGGAGGAGGUGACGCGGCAGGGAGAGCUGCCGCUGGUGAAGGAGGUGCUGCUGGGGGGCCCGGGCAACCGCCCGACCCGGGACAUCAUCGAGGUGGUGCCGGAGCCAGGGCAGCCGCUCACCAAGAACAAGUUCAAGGUGCUGUACGAGAAGGAGCAGAAGGGUCCCGUGACCGCCCUCUGCCACUGCAAAGGUUGGGGGUGGGGGGCUGCCAUCUUCCUGUGGAGCCUGAAGGACAACGACCUGACGGGCAUGGCCUUCAUCGACACCCAGCUCUACAUCCACCAGAUGAUCAGCGUCAAGAACUUCAUCCUGGCCGCCGACGUCAUGAAGAGCAUCUCGCUGCUGCGCUACCAGGAGGAGAGCAAGACGCUGUCACUCGUCAGCCGGGAUGCGAAGCCCUUGGAGGUCUACAGCGUGGACUUCAUGGUGGACAGUAACCAGCUGGGCUUCCUAGGUAUGUCCCCCUGCCGGGCACUGCGUCCCAGGGAGGCUGCUUGGGGGUCCCUGCGCAGCUCCAGGCGCCGUGGGAGUCCCUACCGUGCUCAAGCUCCCUGUCCCUGUCCGCGGUCCCCCACGGGCCUCACCUUGCUGCACUUGUCCCAGUGCACGCGGGGCACCACGACGUAG
Messenger RNA from Struthio camelus australis, 2882 nucleotides. Lineage: Eukaryota; Metazoa; Chordata; Aves; Struthioniformes; Struthionidae. The record is from RefSeq and is a predicted model, not a curated record.